GAAAAACGUUGUCAAAAUGACACUGUUGUGUUAGCAAUUUUUGGACCUCGAUGAUCGUUGUAGAAAUUUCCUUCUUUUAGAUUUCUUAUUAUGUAUGGUGUAUUGCUGUGAAAUUAUGUCACAAUAAACCCUUCUUUGCUCAUACAUUCUGAUAAAAUGGCACUGGACACAUCCGUUCAAAUAAGAAAAUUACCUCCUAGGCACAUAUCCCAGUUGUCAACUAUUUUGGACUUUUCUGAACAAUGGAAGAAAUUAAUGGCAGUUAUUCCAAAUACAUUGAAGAAGAAUAUCUUUGAAUGUUGCAUAAAUGGUGAAAAUCCAGCCAAAUACAAUACGGACCACAUGAGAUUGAUUGAAGCUGCUACCCAGAAAUUCAAGAGAUCCGGUACAGAAAUACUUCUAGACGAAUGGGGAUGUUCAGGAAAGGUACGGCCUUCAGUGGGUCAUUUACUGCAUCUAUUGUUGGAAGCAGAAUUAUAUAGAGCUGCUGAUUAUGUUUCGGAAAAGAUUUUGUGUAAAACAUCCACCAAGAGACCAUCUUUAGGCCCAGCUGCUAAGGUUCCUGUGAGUAUUGAUGAGAACAUAGAAGAAAACCUUAACGAUAUGAAGUAUUCAAGCUCUUUAAUAGCAAAGUUGAAUUUCAGUUCUUUCAAUAAUAAUUUAAAUCAUGAUGGUGAAACAUCUUCAAUUCCACAUAUUGUUGUUACUCCAGAUGCUGAUGAAUUAGCACAAAAUCCACAUUUUUCAAAUGAUAUUACUGGUACUAAUAAUGUAGCAGUAAGCUUGUCAAAUAUGAUUGUUUUUUCUGAAGAGUUGAUGCCUGAUCCGACUAAAAGUGGAAUGAAUGCUUGUAGACCUGCAGAACCCUGCAUUCCUAUUAUUAGCGCUCUAUUGGAAGAAAACUCAGGAGUUCAAAAAUCUACAAUUGAUGUUUCAACAUCUCAAGAAUUGAACAGUAGUGCAUCAAAUACAGUACCAGAUCUAACAGAAUUAAAUCAGACUACUGGAAUUAUACCAAACCUAAGUGGAUUGAUCCGAUCAUCAACGGCUGGUAGCCUGAAUGAAAAUCAAGAUUGUUCAAUGCCGGAUUUGAGUGAAUUGAAUGAAUCAGUGUGUGUGAAAAGUAUUGGAGAAAAUGAUGGACUAUUACCAAAUUUAAGUGAACUUAAUCAAUCAGAAUUGAGUAUAAAGAAAUUUGAUUCUAGUGCAGUUAUUUCUUCCGAUAUAUUGAAUAUGAACGCAAAAGCUGAAACAAAACAGUCAGUUCAAAGUGAGAAAAAUAAUAUAUCAUAUAAUAUUCCAGAUCUAAGUGGAUUGAUUUGGUCAUCUUCUCAACAAUCUUAUAACAGUACAUUAGCAGAUUCAGAUUCUGUAGAAAUAGCACAUAUUAAUUCAACAUAUCAGUCAAAAAGUGAAAGUUCUGUUUCUACAGAGGGGUAUGAAAAUGAUAAUUCAUUACCUAAUUUGAAUGUUCUGAUUUCGGAUUCAAGUAGAUUGACUGUCAGUACAUUUGAUUCUUCUAAAUCUCGUAAGUGCAACUCUCCACUACCCAAUUUGACGUUGACAACACACCUACCACAUUAUACUUAUGAAAAAUUGAAAGCUUCAACUAAUAAUUUCAAUGAGGGUAUUUUUGAUGGUUUGAAUAAAGAAGGCAGACUUUUAGGAGUUGGAGCAUUUGGAAAAGUUUUCUUAGCCACUGAAAUAUUACAAGAACCUGUUGCUGUCAAGAAAAUCAUUCUGGGUAAUGUAGAAGUAGUUGAUGUUGAUGAUAGGAUCACUAAACAGUUUAUAAAUGAAGUGGAGGUAUUGAGCAAGUUCAAACACAAAAAUCUUGUAUCACUACUUGGAUUUUCUUGCGAUGGUUGUACAUAUUGCUUAUUGUAUGACUAUAUACCUGGAGGAACCUUAAAAGAUAGACUACAGAGCAAAGAUUCAAAGCUGCUAUGGCAAGAAAGAUUGAUUAUAGCAUUAGGGACAGCGAAUGCGAUUACUUACCUACACACUGCAAAUUCUUCUCCAUUAAUCCAUCGUGAUGUGAAAACGGCCAAUAUUUUAUUGGAUCAUACAAACACUCCAAAGCUUGGUGAUUUUGGGGUAACUACAUUAUUAGAUAAACAAAAUAUGAACACAUGCACAGUCAUUGGUACAACGGCAUACAUGGCACCAGAGGCAAUGAGGGGGGAAAUAUCUGAGAAGUGCGAUACUUUUAGUUUUGGUAUCGUAUUAUUGGAAUUACUUACAUCUUUGCCACCUUUCGAUGAAAAUAGAGAAAAUCAUUAUUUGAUAACCCAUGUCGAAGAAUUAUGUGAAGAUUCCAUUUCGCCACUUCUAGAUAAAAGUGUAGGAUCAUGGUCGAUAAACAACAUUGAUUUUGGUGAACAAAUUUUUGCUAUAGCCAAUCAAUGCCUGGAAGAGAAAAAGAAAAGACCUCUCAUGGUUGAAGUGAAUGCAAAGUUGACUGAAAUCACAUAUUUAAUCGCUAAUACACACACAUGAAUUAAAGUCUGGAAUUUGUCCUCAUUAGAAAAAGGAAGAUUCUAUAAUAACUUACAGAAAUAGGUACUGGAUUUUAGACACAGCCUUGUUCUUAUUGUUAUAGAAAUAAUGUUAGUAAAAUUCAUAACUAACUAGAAAAUAAUUGCUAAAACUUUUCACAGAACUGCAAUAUUUCGAAAUUGAGUUAUACAGACAAAAUAGAAAAAAACAACGAACGGAAACAAUUUUGACUUAUCAUAAUAAAGACUGUUAUUAUUGAAGACGGUUGUUAUAUAAAUAGGAGAUUUUUUAUCUAUCUAUCUAUCUUAUAUUGAAGAGAUUUUUAUUCAUCAUAAAAUCCUAAUGACAAACCUAAUAAGGUAAACUUUGAAUAUUUUAUGUAUGCAUAUUUUCUAACCCAGCUUCUGAAAAUAGAAUAAAAAGGCUAGAAAAACUGAAUGCUCCAAUUUUUCUUACAUUCACUCCUAUGUUAUAUUUUUGUAGGAAAGAGAAAUUUGUUUUGUUACAGCCUAAAAAUGUUAUAUUUGAUAGAUUGCUCCUAAGGUGCAUAGAAAAUCUGGUGUGUCUACUUACACCUGUAAAACUUU
Harmonia axyridis is the source of this 3086-nucleotide messenger RNA. RefSeq names its product probable LRR receptor-like serine/threonine-protein kinase At4g30520. NCBI's taxonomy places the organism in Eukaryota, Metazoa, Arthropoda, Insecta, Coleoptera, Coccinellidae. Gene Ontology annotation, biological process: protein phosphorylation. Bases 157 to 2499 code for a protein of 780 amino acids. The transcript has 7 exons. Gene Ontology annotation, molecular function: protein kinase activity; ATP binding. The record is from RefSeq and is a predicted model, not a curated record.